AUGAUAGAUAUUAACAAACGAGCGUUUUGCCAUUUUACACUCAAGGAUAUAUUAAGUAUUAUAUCGUCAGUUGCUAUACCCAUAGCUCUUGCUAUUUAUACUUCAAUUGGAUCUGAACAACAAAAACAACAAGCUGAGAAGAAACAAAAGUUUGAUUUUGAACAAUCAAGAGAAUUAAGACAACAAACACUUUAUGAUGAAUUUUUAAAUAAUAUUUAUAAAUUAGAUAAAGAUGGUUAUCUUAAUGACAUAAAAAAUCCAUGGGCAUUUGCAAAUGCAUAUUAUCGUGCUGCUCAUCGCCAAUGGGAUACAAUACGUAAUGCAGAUGUUAUACAAUUUCUUAAAGAAAAACAAUUAAUUGGUAGAAAUAAUUGUAGUAAUGGAUGUCGAACGACAAAAUUAGAUGAUAUAAUUCGUUUGAAUGAAUUAAGUUUUGAUAAUGUACGUCUAACAAGUGAAACUGGUGUAUUAAAUAAGUUGAAUUUACAAUGCAUUUCAUUUGAUCAAAUAUCAAUGUCAAAUGGAGAGUUUUUAUCUGUUAAUUUAAAUGGUGUGUCAUUUGAUGGAGCACGGUUAGAUAACGUGAAAUUUGAUGGUUCAUCUUUAGUUUGUGUUAGUUUUAAUGGUGCAAAUCUGACAGGUGCACACUUUUCAAACAGUGAUUUGUCAGAAGCUAAAAUAACGGAAGAACAAAUAAAGCAGGCAUACUUUUAUAAUGUAACUAUGCCAAACGGAAAGAAGAGUGAAACUACAUCUUCAACAACAACAAAAAAAUCUAUAACACAAACAACAACGAUAAUAAAAACAGAAAUGUCAACAACAACAUCAUCAUCAACAACAUCAUCGACAUCAACGCCAUCAACAACUACAACAAUAUCAUCAUCAACAACAACAUCAACUUCGACAACAUCAUUAACAACAACAUCAACUUCGACAAGAACAUCAACUUCAACAACAUCAACAUCAACUACAACUUCAAUAACAUCGUCAACAGAAGCAGCAAUAGAAGCGACAUCAUCAAUAGCAGCAGCAAUAGAAGCAACAUCAGAAGCAAUAGAAGCAACAUCAGCAGCAACAAACAUUACCUACAAUCUUUUUCUUAAUGAAACUACUUACUCAGUUGGCACUAAACCAGAAGCAGUAGCAGUCGCUGAUGUGAAUAGCGAUAACAAACCCGAUAUUGUUGUUGCAAACUAUGUUUCGAACACCGUCAGUGUUCUUCUCAACGAGGGCAAUGGCAUCUUCAAUGCACAAACUACUUACUUAGUUGGCUCUUCUCCAUACUCAGUAGCAGUCGUCGACGUGAAUACCGACAACAAACCCGAUAUUAUUGUUACAAACUCUAAUUCGGACAACGUCAGUGUUCUUCUCAACGCAGGCAAUGGUACCUUUAAUACUUCAGCGACUUACUCAGUUGGCUCUUCACCAUACUCAGUAGCAGUCGUCGAUGUGAAUGGCGAUAAUAAAUCCGAUAUUAUUGUUGCAAAUUAUGGUUUGAACAACGUCGGUGUCCUGCUCAACGCAGGUAGUGGAACCUUUAAUGCGCAAACUAUUUACCCAGUUGGCACUUUUCCAUGGUCAGUAGCAGUCACCGAUGUGAAUAGUGACAAUCAGCCUGAUAUUAUUGUUACAAACUCUGAUUCGAACGACGUCAAUGUUCUGCUCAAUGCAAGCAGUGGCACCUUUAAUAUUCAAAUUACUUACGCAGUUAGCUCUUCUCCAUCAUCAGUAGCAGUCAUCGAUGUGAAUAACGAUAAUAAACCCGAUAUUAUUGUUGCAAAAUCUGCUUCGAGCAACGUCGGUGUUCUCUUACAUUGUUAA
Molecule: messenger RNA, 1821 nt
Organism: Adineta steineri
Lineage: Eukaryota; Metazoa; Rotifera; Eurotatoria; Adinetida; Adinetidae
Source: the annotation of a GenBank genome assembly